GCCUCCCGUUGUCCGCAUGGCCCUGCUGCUCUUGGGGCUCCUGGUGCUCUUGGGCCUCUGGGGGCUGCUCCGGGCCUUUGCCCGCAGCCCCCCAGCCCUGCGAUGGCCCCCGGGGCCUCACCCACUGCCGCUCCUGGGGAACCUGCACUUGCUGCGUGUUUCGCAACAGGACCGGUCACUGAUGGAGCUCUCCGAGCACUAUGGGCCAGUGUUCACCGUCCACCUGGGCAGCCAGAAGACUGUGGUGCUGUCCGGCUACGAGGCCGUGAGAGAGGCCCUGGUGGGCACUGGGCAGGAGCUGGCGGACCGGCCUCCCAUCCCCAUCUUUCAGCUCAUCCAGCAAGGCGGGGGCAUCUUCUUCUCCUCUGGGGCGCGCUGGAGGGCUGCCCGCCAGUUCACAGUGCGUGUGCUGCACGGCCUGGGUGUGGGGCAGGGGCCCGUGGCUGACAAGGUGCUGCAGGAGCUGACCUAUCUCCUGGGACAACUGGACAGCUAUGGAGGCCGGCCUUUCCCUCUGGCCCUGCUGGGCUGGGCUCCCUCCAAUGUCACCUUCGCACUCCUCUUCGGUCAGCGGUUUGACUACCAGGACCCCGUGUUUGUGUCCCUGCUGGGUCUCAUUGAUGAGGUCAUGGUUCUCCUGGGGUCGCCCAGCCUGCAGCUGUUCAACAUCUACCCCUGGCUGGGGACCCUGCUCCAGCUGCACCGGCCUGUCCUGCGCAAGAUCGAGGAAGUGCGUGUCAUCCUGAGGACUCUCCUGCAGGCACGGGGUCCCCCCACGCCCUGGGGUGGCCCUGUGCAGAGCUACGUGGAUGCCCUGAUCCAGCAGGGCCAGGGGGAUGACCAUGAGGGCCUGUUUGCAGAGGACAACGCUGUGGCCUGUGUGCUGGACAUGGUCAUGGCUGGCACAGAGACCACCUCAGCCACACUGCAGUGGGCCAUUCUGCUGAUGGCCAAAUACCCAGGAGUGCAGGGCCGUGUGCAGGAGGAGCUGGGCCGCGUCCUGGGCCCUGGGAGGCUGCCCCGGCCCGAGGACCAGCGGGUGCUGCCCUACACCAACGCGGUGCUGCACGAGGUCCAGCGGUACAUCACGCUCCUGCCCCACGUGCCCCGCUGCACAGCAGCCGACACUCAGCUGGGUGGCUACCUGCUCCCCAAGGGCACACCUGUGAUUCCCUUGCUGACUUCGGUGCUCCUGGACAAGACACAGUGGGAGACCCCAGACCAGUUCAACCCAGGCCACUUCCUGGAUGCAGAUGGGCACUUUGUGAAGCGGGCCGCCUUCCUGCCCUUCUCUGCAGGCCGCCGAGUCUGUGUGGGGGAGAGCCUGGCUAGGGCCGAGCUCUUCCUGCUGUUUGCUGGCCUCCUCCAGCGGUACCGCCUGCUGCCUCCGCCUGGCAUCAGCCCCGCUGCCCUGGACACCACGCCUGCCCCAGCCUUCACCAUGCGGCCACGUGCCCAGACCCUGUGUGCGGUGCCCUGGCCCUAGCUGCUUCCACUAGGCAAACUCCCAGCGGCUGCCCCACCCGGGCCUCUGGUGUGAAUGGCAGGGGUGGGGAGCAGCGUUCCUGAGGAUGAGUGGCAGGCGGAUGGCCAGGCCACGCCUCCCGCAUCAGCACCUCUCCGACCACAGCCACCACAUGGCUUCUAUGCCAUGCCAUAGGCCUGUCUUCAGGGGGUGAGGCUACCCUGUCCAGAAUGGACUGCAAACGACCUCAUCUGAAUACCACAGGGUCAGAAAUGCCCCUCCGUAGCCAAAUGACCCUAUUUGCCGAUUCCAUCCCUCUGAGGCCCUGGGCUCCCUCCCAGGAUCCCACACCCAAAUGUGGAUCACUUCUCCACUCUGGCUCCCAGGGCAGCAGGGCACCCCUCUCCUGCACCCUGUUCUCCCUAACUCCCUACCUCCACUACGCCAGUCCCCUACCAGACCCUGUAGGGGGCCCAGGUCCUCGGACGAUGCCUCUUCUGCAGCCCUCCCGUGUGUCCUCCUGAUCUGUUCCCUCCCCAGGCCAGUGUCCACCAAGCAUGUACAGUUCUGGGGUACAGGGAGAUCACAGAUGGUGCCUGGGCUCAGGAGUGAUGUCUACCCAAAGAUUAGCCUCAGUCCAGGAGUCCUGCAACCUACCUCGUUCUUGGGGCACCUGGGGGUCAUGCCUGGAGGCCCUGCAUGUCACUAGGUGCUGCCUCCAGCCCCGCAGCCCCCACCAAGUCUAUACUCUGUAGGGGCCAGCUUACACGUGCCCUGAGAUGGGCACAUGGUCUGCCCCAAUGCCUGGGGUCCUGAAACAAAUUCUUCUUACCCUGAGCCUCAAUUUACUCACUGGUGAAAUGGGCCACCAUGACUGCAGGACUUUUGAGCUUUGAGGGAAAUGCAGGGUGGAGAUGCCAAGAGUCUAGGGGCCAACCCCAAACAGGGAGUGGGGAGGCUGCUGGGAAGGGGAGGCCUCUGAUCCAGGAGGGUCACUCUGCUGAUCUCCCCCAGGGCUGGGCAAAAGGCAGCACACGGGGGAACAGAGGCCCCGGGCCAGCCCUUCAGCACUGCUGGAUUCUGGGGGGCUGUCUGCUGUCGCCCAUGCUGAGCCCUGGGGCCAUGCUGCUCACCUGCCCCAGGAGGUUGGGAACAGGGCGAGUGGGCUUUGAAGCAGGGAGGAAUCCCUGGCCUUCGGGACAAGAUGCCACGUGGGUGAGUCUAGACGAUUCUAACCUUCAUCACUACCCAGUCUGAAGCUUCUUUACUGAAUCGUCUGAGUCCUCCAAAGCUGAGGAGGGUAUAAAGGGUUACAAGUUCCCUGCGGACAGAUAUGGAGACCGAGGCUGGGUGCAACUUGCGCUCAGCUGGGAGGCAGGAGGUGGUGACCAGGCAUAGUGCCUGUGCUCAGGAGCGGCUGAAAGGCUUGUGCCGCCAGAAGGGCGUUGGGGGCAGGACCGUGGCCAGCACCAGCAUGGAGCAAGGCGACAGAAGCCCAGCCUGCUGCAUCAGAGAUCAGAGUGGGACAGUUGGGAGAAGAAAAUAAAAACAGCAGGCAGAUGCUCCAGAGGAGCCCAAGAACAGACCCAGGACGGCCUCCACGUCUCGCACGGUUAUGGGAGUGGGUACCCCAGAUUUAUCUGGAAGGACAGGAUUGUCUUGGGGAUGCAGAAGGCAGGAGGCACUGUCAGGUGGAGCUGAGGAGCUGAAUACCCAGUUUUCAUGGGAGGCCCACGGAACCAUGCUUCUCAGAGAUCCUUCAAGAUACAGUGGACAGCCGGGCACAGUGGUGCAAGCCUGUAAUUCCAGCAGCUCGGGAGGCUGAGGCGGGAGGCUUAGGCAGGAGGAUCUCGAGUUCCAAACCAGCCUCAGCAACAGCAAGGUGCUAAG
This is a messenger RNA of Sciurus carolinensis (gray squirrel), 3355 nucleotides long. Its product is annotated as cytochrome P450 2W1. The transcript is spliced from 9 exons. Gene Ontology annotation, molecular function: oxidoreductase activity, acting on paired donors, with incorporation or reduction of molecular oxygen, reduced flavin or flavoprotein as one donor, and incorporation of one atom of oxygen; heme binding; iron ion binding. Lineage: Eukaryota; Metazoa; Chordata; Mammalia; Rodentia; Sciuridae. Gene Ontology annotation, cellular component: cytoplasm; intracellular membrane-bounded organelle. The record is from RefSeq and is a predicted model, not a curated record. Gene Ontology annotation, biological process: xenobiotic metabolic process. Bases 17 to 1486 code for a protein of 489 amino acids.